Messenger RNA from Mirounga angustirostris (Northern elephant seal), 3840 nucleotides. RefSeq names its product CNKSR family member 3 (gene CNKSR3). The coding region runs from base 1349 to 2776 and encodes 475 amino acids. The transcript is spliced from 14 exons. Gene Ontology annotation, molecular function: protein binding. Gene Ontology annotation, biological process: regulation of signal transduction. NCBI's taxonomy places the organism in Eukaryota, Metazoa, Chordata, Mammalia, Carnivora, Phocidae. The record is from RefSeq and is a predicted model, not a curated record. Gene Ontology annotation, cellular component: cytoplasm; membrane.
UGCUACCAAUAGGACCCAGGCCUCACCCAAGCCAAAGGGCUGUCCAGGAUGCACGCACGAUCUACAACCCCUCUCUUGAAAAGGAAAGUAGGGCCCGGGACACUCCGACUGUGUGUGCGAAGGUCUCAGAGAGGGAAAGUAACCGGAGUCGGCCUUUUCGGGCGGAACCACCCGCUCCCACGAGUUUCACUGGGUCCUCGGCCCCGCCCCUCUUUUAUUCCGAGAGCAGCGACCCGAGCUGAAACUUUGUAACCCGAGCGCGCUCGGCCCGCGCUCCUCCCUGCCCAAGUCCAGCCCCGGAGGGAGGCGCAGGAGGUGGGACCUGCGGCCGGGGAGGCUCGGGGACGCCAGCGCACGCGGAGCGGAGACCCCCGGGAGAGCACGCCGCGCAGAGGAGGAGCUGAAGGGGGAGCGGAGCGCGCGGCGGGAGAGCCAGAGGAAGUGGUGCGGGCCAUCGGCGCAGUCGAGCGGCGGGGAGCAGCUGGGCCCAAGAGUCCCGUGCCGAGCCGAGGCCAGGGGGCCUGGGGUCACGGUCCCGCGUCCCCGCAGCUGCCGUCGCCCAGGAGCGGCAGCUGUGCCCGGGCUCCCUGCGGCGGCGGGGUUGGGGGGAGGAGGAGCUGCAGCUGGACGGUGGCAGCUGGAGGCGGAGCCACGCGGCUGUCCCGUGCGCCCAGGAGGGGACCGCGCUGUCCCGGCCGAGCCGCGCUGGGAUGACCCGCUGACCGCGGCCAUGCAGCCUUGACGGGGCGCUCCGGCGCACGGGGACCAGCUGCGGGGCGCGCCCUCUUGGGAAGGGGCAGCGGGCCCUGGUAGCAAGACUUUAACCGCCGACUCUAGCCUCGCUGGGAGCAAAACCGUUUACCAUGGAACCCGUGACCAAGUGGAGCCCCAAGCAAGUGGUGGACUGGACUAGAGUAACUGGACUUCCAGUGGACCCAGCAUUAGGGCUGGCUCGUGCAGUCAAACGUCGGCUGCUAUCUGGCACCCAGUCCAUGACCAGCAGUCCACAUUACCUGGGAGCUUGUUGGAGAUGCAGAAGCUCAGGCCCGCUGAAUCAGAAUCCGAAUUUUCACAAGAUCCCCUGGUGAUCCGUGUGCUCAUUACAGUCUGAGAAGCACUGCUGUGGCACAUAACUGCGAACCCAUUUUUAUACUCUGCUGGGUUAGAUGAUUGCCUGCAGCAGUAUGUCCACAAGUUUGAACGGGAGAAGAUAAAUGGAGAGCAGCUGCUGCAGAUUUCCCAUCAGGAUCUUGAGGAGCUGGGGGUCACGCGAAUUGGACACCAGGAACUUGUGUUGGAGGCUGUCGACCUUCUCUGUGCCCUGAAUUAUGGCCUGGAAACUGAUAAUAUGAAGAACUUAGUUCUGAAACUGCGAGCAUCUUCCCACAACUUACAAAAUUACAUAAGUAGCCGGAGGAAAAGUCCAGCUUAUGAUGGAAACACUUCCCACAAGCCCCCCAAUGAGUUCCUGACUUCUGUGGUGGAGCUAAUAGGUGCUGCUAAGGCCUUGUUGGCUUGGCUGGACCGGGCUCCAUUUACAGGGAUCACGGAUUUCUCAGUAACGAAGAACAAAAUCAUUCAGCUUUGCCUGGACCUGACAACUACCGUCCAGAAGGAUUGCCUUGUAGCAGAAAUGGAGGAUAAAGUUUUAACCGUAGUCAAGGUUUUAAAUGGUAUCUGUGACAAAACAAUACGAUCUACUACGGAUCCUGUUAUGAGCCAGUGUGCGUGUCUGGAGGAGGUUCACUUGCCGAACGUUAAACCUGGGGAAGGCCUGGGCAUGUACAUCAAAUCAACCUAUGAUGGAUUGCACGUGAUUACUGGAACCACAGAGAACUCUCCUGCAGAUAGAUCUCAGAAGAUUCAUGCUGGUGAUGAAGUCAUUCAGGUUAAUCAGCAAACUGUGGUGGGAUGGCAACUAAAAAAUCUGGUGAGAAAAUUAAGAGAGAAUCCUACAGGAGUCGUAUUACUGCUUAAGAAGCGCCCCACGGGUUCUUUCAACUUUACCCCUGCUCCCCUGAAAAACCUCCGGUGGAGACCGCCCCUUGUGCAGACCUCACCUCCACCCACGACAACCCAGUCCCCUGAAAGCACUAUGGAUACCUCGCUGAAGAAGGAGAAGCCAGCCAUCCUGGAUCUUUAUAUCCCUCCUCCACCAGCCGUUCCCUACUCCCCCCGGAAUGAGAACGGGAGUUUUCUUUAUGGAGGCCUCAGUAAAUGUAAACAGCCAUUGCCUGGUCCUAAGGGUUCCGAGUCGCCAAAUUCCUUCCUGGACCAGGAGAGCCGAAGACGGAGAUUUACCAUUGCUGAUUCUGAUCAGUUGCCUGGGUAUUCGGUGGAAACCAAUAUUCUGCCCACAAAAAUGAGAGAGAAAACACCAUCUUAUGGCAAGCCCCGGCCUUUGUCCAUGCCUGCGGAUGGGAGCUGGAUGGGGAUAGUGGACCCUUUUGCCAGACCUCGAGGUCAUGGGAGAAAGGGUGAGGAAGCCCUCUGUCGGUAUUUCAGUAAUGAGCGGAUCCCUCCCAUCAUCGAAGAAAGCUCCUCUCCCCCGUACCGGUUCUCACGGCCCCCAGCGGAGAGGCAGCUGGUCCGCGGCGCAGACUACGUCCGGGGGAGCAGGUGCUACAUCAGUUCGGAUCUCCACAGCAGCGCCACGAUUCCGUUCCAGGAGGAAGGGGCCCGAAAGAAGCCGGUCUCCUCGGCGGCCAAGUCCUCCUCUACAGAACCGUCCCUGCUGGUCAGCUGGUUUACUCGCCUCAAACUGUUGACUCACUGAGCCCCUCCCUGCCGGGACUCUUCCCCCUCUCCCGCUCGCAAGUGCCUUGCUUCCUCAGUUGACAACCUGUUCUGGUUUUCAUCCACAGUAUUAUGUAGUGACCUUAUGCAAUUUCAUUGUUUGUUUUCUUUUGGAAGUCGUAGACUGCCCUUCUCGGCAUUUUGAAGUAACUGGAUGGGAACAAAUCCGGAGGAUCUUAGGUGUUGCCUUGUGGAGGCCGAAGGAGAGAAAUGAGUCCGCUUUUCUUGCUUCCUUGUGGUCGGAACACGGAGACACGCUGUAACUGGGGCCUGGACCAGGAAUGUUGUGGCCAUGAUGAGGAACUGGGCCAUCGUUGGUGCUGGGCGUGGGGCUGAAGUGGGUGUCCAUUGUCACAGAGAUGUGUUGGUUUGUGGUCCAGCUUCUUCACCUGAAAAAGCCAGUGGGGAAAACAUUUUUGUUUUGAUUUUUCAAGCUACAUACCGUAUUUUUAAGUGUAGCAGCUUUGACUUUGAAAUAACAUGUGGCAUGCAUUUCAUGCUGUUUCAGAGAAGUGGUUUAAGUAAGUGUAGGCCUGUUACACUUGGCUCUUCCCUUUUCGUAACAAUCUCAGUAUGUAGGUCAGUUAAUACAGAAACACAUGAACACAUUUAGAUAGGGCUUAUUACACACAGUGAAGUUUAUGGUUAUUUGUGAGGGGUGUUGUUGUUAUAUAUUAUUGUCUUUAAGGGAAAAGAAGCUAUAAGAUUUGCUGACAGCCAAAGUAUCAUUCAGAACAAUGAAGCAACAAUAUUUAGGUUAACGAGAGAUACAUCAGUUUGCAUUUUGACUGUGUAACGUCUGUCUUCCAGAAAAAAACAAAACAAAACAGGCAGUUCUUCAAAAUUGUAUAUAUUUUGCUAAAUAGAAAUCUCUUGGAAAGUCUCAUGGUCACUAAUUUUCAACUAGCAUCAGGUAUUUUGGAAAAGUGUGUCAGGAUAUUAACUCUUGUUAAAACUGAAUGUAUGAUAUUUUGUUAGAACAGAAAAGUACUAUCUUGUUAAUUUAAGUGUUUUAAAUAUAGUUGUAUAUUUUUCUUACUCGUA